Molecule: messenger RNA, 4452 nt
Organism: Pyricularia grisea
Lineage: Eukaryota; Fungi; Ascomycota; Sordariomycetes; Magnaporthales; Pyriculariaceae
Exons: 6
Coding region: 601-4452 (1283 amino acids)
Source: RefSeq, a predicted model, not a curated record
CCUCCACUUGGUGCCAGGCAGCGUAACCGGACGGCGCUUGUUCAGCUCGCGAGAAGCUGCGACCCGCCCACAUCGGAUUUGUUUGACGAGCGACUGGGCUACGACAUGCGCGAGGCUUUUUUACCCUCUUUAUCCUCGCGUCCCCUGGCAGAUUUUCCGGCGGAUCCACUCAUAGCAGUUUCACAUGGCGACCUGAGACUACUGACUACAGCGCGAUCUUUUCCCAAAUAAAUUCCCGGUCUCCCGCCGCCGACCAGCUACGGACUGACUUACCGGUUAAACUAACAAAAAGAUCCGUUCAAACUGUACUGGAUCCAUUGGACUAGUUGGCGCCCGAACCUUUGUCAAGAAAAACAAAACCACACAAGAAAGAAAGAAAAAAAAAAAAUAGCUACGAACAAGCUCAGCUCAGCUUUCAUAGGCCGGCCUGUAGGUAGGUCGGUCGGGGGUUGCACAAAUCAAUUCGGUGUACUUGGAACUUGGGACUUACAGGACCUUGGACCCAAGAAAACAAAGACCAUCAGAGAAGCUGAGACCAGCUGGACACACGAAAGGGAGCCACAAAGAACGUAAAUCACCAUCAGGGGCAAUUUCGCAGCCAUGGCCCGGAAUCGAGUUCUUUCUUUUGUGUCCCAGUUCUCUGCUGCGGGUAGGGACCACAACAACAGAACCCCGACACCUACUUCCAACUCACCUCCCAGGAGCAACGGCACAACCCCGUUUCCGCCUCUGCAGACCUCACUCGGACACAGCCACGAAACCACAAACUCGGUCUUCUCGCCAACCCCAUCGUCGCCGACUCGGCCCGACUUUACCGCCUCACCUGUAGCCGCGUCCCUGAACGGUGAUUCACCCCCAGACUCGAGCCCACGGACAGGGAGACAAAGAGCAAAUUCCAGACCUCUUUCUAUGGUACAAACGUAUACGCCGCCAGUCAUGGAUGUCAAUGAGGAUACUAUUCCCGAAUUGCAACCAAUCUUUACCUUUCUUAACAAUCAUUCAAACAAGCUAUAUCAGGAGGGAUACUUCCUGAAGCUGGACGAUCAGAAUUCUCAGGGUCGACCGAAUCCCGAUCGAACAUGGACCGAGUGCUUUGCACAACUUGUGGGCACCGUACUCUCUCUGUGGGAUGCCGCGGAGCUGGAUGCUGCGGGUGAACAUGGAGAGGUCCUCCCAAAGUUUAUUAAUCUAACAGACGCUUCGAUCAAGAUGAUCGAAUCUCUACCCACCAGGUCCAACGACGAGCAGCCUCUCCAGAACAUUCUGAGCAUAUCGACUGCAGGUCGUAACCGUUACCUAUUGCACUUCAAUUCGCACCACUCUCUGAUUCAAUGGACCGCCGGCAUCCGUCUCGCCAUGUUUGAGCACACAACACUUCAGGAGGCAUAUACUGGUGCGCUGAUAGCUGGCAAGGGCAAGACAUUGAACAACAUAGGCGUUGUAAUGGAGCGGUCCAGGCUCAAGACCGAAGACUGGGUCCGUGUUCGUUUUGGGGCAGGUGUGCCCUGGAGGAGAUGUUGGUGUGUAAUAACACCACCGGAUGAGAAGGAAUAUCAGAAACAACAGAAGGAAAUGAAGAAGCGUUCACCGUACGAUCGAUCGCCCGUUCCUCUCCUGAAGGGAGACAUCAAAUUUUACGACACUAGAAAGGACGGGAAGAAGCAGAAGAAGGCCAAACCGAUUGCUUCGAUAUCAGACGCAUAUGCGGCAUAUGCAAUAUACCCACAGGCCAAAUCCCUGAUCGAUGCGUCGACUCUACUCAAGAUUGAGGGCAAUAUCACCAUUCACUCCGAACCACCAUCAUCUACGGAAGGUUUCGUUUUCAUCAUGCCCGAGUCGCAUCCCGCUGUUAGCGGCUUCGAGAUGCUCUUGAGGUAUCUUUUCCCGACAUGGGAUACUUUUGGUCUCUACGGCCGACCAGGACGCCUUAUUGCAAGCGUUCUAGACCAGCGAUCCCUCAUGUUUGGCAUGCCCAAACACAAAAAGUACGGGUAUUUGGAGAUUCUAGAUGUCACGAGCCUCAUACUUUCGGAUGGCAGCGGCUCUUGGUCAGAGAAGGAAUGGAGACGACGUCUGAAGGAGCUCACCGCUGCAAGAAUGACUGCUAUGGAUGAAGAUAUGAAGGCGAAUGGACAUAGCCGCAGUGCAAGUCGGAGAAGUGCCAGGCUUAGCAUUGGGCCCGGGUCGAGUGUCACUCAGUCAAGACCUCGGGUUAAUUUUGCUGAAGAGUCGGAUACGAGGCGAACAUCUCGGUCCAUGACGGUGUCUGAAAUACGCAGUCAUCGUAACGAUUCUGCGCCGCCGGCAGCAGAGAGACAGCGUGUCCCGUCGGCUCCGAUCCAAAAUGGUCACAGUCGAAAUGGUUCUGAUACACGCUUAGAGACACAGUUUGACAGACAGAUGCCGCCGUAUCGCAACACACCAGGUUUCGAUAGCCCUGCUUCCAUAGCCUCUCCGUCACCAAUUAAUGGGGGACCGCAGACGCGUGGCUUCGUUAACGACUUGGCUUCUACGCCGGAGCGCCUCAGCUCGGAAGAUGAGCUUCCUCAAAACCCACCGCCUCGAGACUUUGGAAAUAUGGAGCGCAUGCAGACGCCCGAGCCUGUUCACCCUCCACCAGCGUUCUCGCACGCCCCAUCGUCUCGGCCAGCAGGAAAGCCAUAUCACUCACCCGAGCUUCGCAGAGCCAACAGCCGUCUAUCCAGCACAACCCUGGCGCAGCUUGCCAAUGCUGGUGGAGUCAAGCCCGAGUCCUACAAGGAUGAAUUCGGAAGAACGAGCAGCGAGUCUAGCUCGGGGUCACGACCUGUACAAGGCGACCCAAGAAGCCAAGCGGUACAUGCACACGUCAACUCUCUAGGGAUCACAGCUAAUUCUAACCGAUCUCAUGAAGCUAUAAAUCAAUCAAGUGACAGGUCUACCCCUACCCCUUCUGCGCAGCCUUCGGGCCCGGCAACGCCGCGGGACGCCGGUUCCCAACUGCACAAGUCACCACUGAACCAGGCAAUGGUGCCGCCGUCAGGUCAAGAGGUGGAGUCCCAGAUGUCACAUCCCCGUUAUGAAUCUCGAACAGGCAGCACCCCAUCGUCUGGGCCUGUCCAUAGGAAACCCUUACCCCAACAGGCACAUCAUACCCUUGCACAGAUUACCCGUCGAGACACUCAGCGUAGUGAAACCAGCAACUAUGAUGACGAGGACUCCACUGCUGGCAGCCACGACUACGCCAGCACCACAUCAGCCGAAAGUGUCAAAUCUGUCGAGCGACCACGCAUGGGCGUUCUCAAAACUGUAGGUGCUGAGAAUCAGGCCCAGCUAACAAACGCCGACAAGAGUUAUGACAUACCGCAAAUCGACUUUGGACCCACCAUCAACUAUGCAGCUACCAGUGCACCUCGAAGCAAGACACCAACGCCAUUGGCUAACAAUGAAGUCCAUGGGUCCCACGCGCGUUCACCCAGCACCAGUCUCUCACCUAGUCCUGGGCAGGGUCAUCAUCGCCAGGGCUCAAGUGAUACACUGCGGAAGAUGGCAUGGCAACCAGGCGCGGUUGCUGGUAGCUCAGAUCGCCCUGGUGCACUCACCCCGGAACAGUAUGUCCAGCAGAAGGCGGCAGCGGCAUCAGCUACGCCUUUGUACGCACAUUCCCGUUCGCCUUCCAGUAACACGCUCACUACCAUGCGGAACAACACCACAACGCCGCCCUUGGCCAAGCGGAGGUCCAGUUAUGACAUGCUGCGACCUAGAGAGGGCCAUUCAAGGUCAAGUUCGGCCGACCUGCUGAGACCUGGCUCCCAAGGUGCCCUUACAGCCCUCGGUUAUGGCUCUGGAGACGCACUGAAUCGCACGUCGGCACGAGAGCAGGAGCACGUUGCCCGAGGGAGUGGUGGGCACCCAGUCUCCAUGGCUACAAACAAGGGAUCGAUGCAGUCUGGCGGUCUCGUGGGCGUAAUUCAGGCGAGGGAAAGAGAAAAGGCAGAGAUGAAACAAGGUGUCAGCUCAGCUUUGGCCUAUGAGGCCAUGAAUCGACAAGAACGUGAGAUGCGGCAGCAGCAGCAGCAGCAACUACAGUACACGGCCCAAGCAGCGUAUGGUGCACCCUCUCAACCAGGCUUUGCUGGAGUGGCCAUGUUGGCCAGGCUGGUUCACAUUGGGGUGGUCCAGCGGCCAUACCACGUGGUGAAAUGGGAUAUGUGGGCGGAUACGGCCAACCUGAGCUUCAACCAUCACCGCAAUUCCAGAAUGCUGUACAAGGCUCACCAGCCUCCCAAUACAGCCCUGGAAGCUUCUCGCGACCUUGGCCACGUCAAGGUCAAGCGCAAGGGUUCUCACACGCAACGCCUCCGGCUGGACGACACUCCCCAGCAGGCCGAACAGAAGCCAUGGGCAACAUGGGACGUGGAACUCAGGCUCAUCGAGGUCAGGCAUUUUAGAGGAUGGCAACCCCGAUCCUGA